Molecule: messenger RNA, 1091 nt
Organism: Arachis duranensis
Lineage: Eukaryota; Viridiplantae; Streptophyta; Magnoliopsida; Fabales; Fabaceae
Product: glucan endo-1,3-beta-glucosidase 4
Exons: 3
Coding region: 68-424 (118 amino acids)
Source: RefSeq, a predicted model, not a curated record
UCUAGUUUCUUGGCUAUCCUAACCACUAUCCAGAGUUCUUAUCGGCUAGGCCUCAGUCUCCUCCAAAAUGGAAACAUUAAUGGCCAAGUUAAUGGUUCUGAUUCUUUUCCUAUCCAUGAUUGCACCAAAAAGGGUGUUUGCUGAAUAUGAGCAAUGGUGCAUAGCUGAUCCGCAAAGCAGCGACGAUGAGUUGCAGGCAGCGCUGAAUUGGGCUUGUGGAAGUGGAGGUGCAGAUUGUAGCAAAAUCCAAGGGAACCAACCAAGCUAUUAUCCAAACACUUUGAAAGACCAUGCUUCGUAUGCCUUCAACAGCUAUUUUCAGAAGUUCAAGCACAGAGGUGGUUCUUGUUUCUUCAGAGGUGCUGCCAUUACAACAGAAGCAGAUCCUAGUCAUGGUUCUCGCCACUUUGACUUGAUUCCCUAAUUGGAACUGUCACUGAAGACUCAAAAAUAGCUGCAGCAGAAUCUACAGCUUAGAUUUUAUUAUUUUCCUUUCUUUUUAUUGAGGCUGUGUAAAUUGUAAUCCCCAUCAAGAAUUGUGCUCUUGCCUCUAUUCUUAAUUAAUUGAGUUUAAUCUCAGUCUAAGACUGAGAAAGUUAUUAAAUCUUAUGCAGAUUAGUGUCCAAUAUGAAAGAGCUUAAUGAUAUGUUGCAAAAUAACAUUUGAGAUUUCAUAGCCAGUAUGCAGCUGCAUGGGAGUUUACUUUAAAUACGGGGGAAAUGAAAAGAUUGAAAGACAAUAAGAGUUCAGGGAAGCUUCACAACUAACAAGGAUUCCCUUUGAAAGAUGAAAAUCAGAACCAUUUCAGUUUAGGAAUAAAUCAACAUCAAUGCACAUAUAUAAUUACAAAAAAAAAAAAGGGAAACAAUGAUAGAUCCGACAAGCCACAUAUAACAGCCAUCUAGUCACCGAAAAUGCCCAAAAACAAGCAACGGCAAAGAAAACACUUAGGUGCGGGUAAAGCAGAAUAAAGAAUCACAAUCAUGUGAAUAUUUAAAAGCAUUAAUAUGGAAUGGAAACAUGAUCGGGAAGAUGGUAACAAAACACAAGUUAAAAAGAAAGAGAUACAAACGGAAUUUAUGAUGUCUAAC